AUGACCGUCGUCCAUGUUUUAGAUGAUUACUACCUCGCAAUAACGUUCUUAAUUACAGUUGCGUAUCAAUUGUUCUUCUUCGCAAUUGCAUUUUCUCUCAAAUUUGAUAAACUUACAGAUUUUGCUGGAGGAACAAAUUUCGUUGUACUUGCCAUCAUAACGCUUGCAUUCAGUGGUCAUCACCAUGCACGUCAAAUCGUCGCCUCUCUUUUUAUCAUGGUAUGGGGGGCACGCCUAUCAGCUUUCCUAUUAUUCCGAAUCCUGAAAACCGGAAAAGAUGAUAGAUUCGAUGAUAAGCGUGAUAACUUCUUCAAAUUUCUUGGGUUUUGGGUAUUCCAGAUGUUCUGGGUUUGGGUUGUCUCUUUCCCGGUCACCAUAUUGAAUUCCCCCAAAGUCACGAGAUUCCCACAGCCUGCUUUCGGCACAGCUAGUGAUAUCGCGGGAGUCAUUCUCUACGCUAUUGGUAUUAUUAUGGAGAGUGUGAGCGAUAUUCAGAAAUAUCUUUUCAAAGCCAACAAUAGCGACAAAUCGAAAAUCUGCGACAAGGGUUUCUUCUCAUGGAGUCGUCAUCCAAAUUAUUUUGGAGAGAUCAUCAUCCAGUUUGCUAUCUACAUGAUUGCAGUCUCACCUGCCGCCGAAGGCUAUGUUCAUGGUGGAGCCCGCUCAGCUCUCUAUGCUUCAAUUCUCGGCGCAAUAUUCCUCACUACCCUACUCAUGUUCGUAUCCGGUUUGACACUUCAAGAAAGACCUGGUGCAAAGAAACGAUACGAGAAGGACAAUCACUGGGAGGAAUACUCUCGAUAUCUGAACCGAACGAGCAUUCUCAUCCCUUUCCCACCACAAAUUUAUGAGAAACUCCCUACGAUAUUGAAAAGGACAAUUUUCUUGGAAUUUCCCAUUUAUGUAUUCGAUCCAGCAAAGCAUUCUGAUGUUGGAAGAGGUCAGCAUGGUGCAGAGGAAGGUCGUCAAUCGCAUGGACGAGAUCGACAAAGUACUGAUGCUUUGGCUCAUUGA
Molecule: messenger RNA, 1014 nt
Organism: Botrytis byssoidea
Lineage: Eukaryota; Fungi; Ascomycota; Leotiomycetes; Helotiales; Sclerotiniaceae
Exons: 3
Coding region: 1-1014 (337 amino acids)
Biological process (GO): lipid metabolic process
Cellular component (GO): membrane
Molecular function (GO): oxidoreductase activity, acting on the CH-CH group of donors
Source: RefSeq, a predicted model, not a curated record